AUGAUUCACGUGGCAGUUGAAGUCCUCGCUGUGCUCCAGCGGCUGUCUCUGCUGCCUCGCAGCUCCAGAGACCCAGGUUCGAUCCUGAUCUCCAGUGCCGUCUGGACGAAGUUUCCACCUUCUCCCUGUGACCUCGUGGGUACCCUCCCGGGUCCUCCAGCUCCCCCCCACGUCCCAAAGACGUGCGGGUCGAGUCUGUGUUUCAGUCCCCUGGUCCAAGAACGAAGCUGGGAUGUACAGCAGCGUUUAGCCGAUCUUGCUCUGUUUGCUGAGAUUUCUGCUGUGCGCUGCUUCCUGAUAAGCUGGUCUCUGCUGCCUUCUGGAGGCCAAAUCAAUAAUCACCGUUACCUGCUUUGGAACCAAAUUUUCAAAAAUGUGUGGAAGAGUUCAAGAGCGAGCACAAGUAUCAGCAACUCUGCCUGCACCUCAGGAGGGACACACUUCCCUGGGGUCAGUGCAGGGCAGACACUGAAUUCAGGGAUCAGGGGAAUGUCCCAUGAAGAGGCAAUGAGGAAGACUGGCCUAAACUCACUGGAGGAGGAUAAAGAAAUUUGGCAUGUCCGCUUUGACACUCACCAACUUUUAUCGAUGCACCAUGGAAAGCAUCCUAUCUGGAUGCAUCGUGGCUUGGUAUGGCAACUGCUCUGCCCGGGACUGCAAGAAACUGCAGAGAGUCGUGGACACAGCCCAGCGCAUCACGGAAACCAGCCUCCCCUCCAUGGACUCUGUCUACACUUCUUGCUGCCUCGGUAAAGCAGCCAGCAUAAUCAAAAACCCCAUCCACCCCGGACAUUCUCUCUUCUCCCCCCUCCCACUGGGCAGAAGAUACAAAAGCCUGAAAGCAAGUACCACCAGGCUCAAGGACAGCUUCUAUCCUGCUGUUAUAAGAUUAUUGAAUGGCUCUCUGGUACAAUAAGAUGGACACUUGACCUCAAAAUCUACCUCGUUAUGGUCUCACACCUUAUUGUCUGCCUGCACUGCACUUUCUCUGUAGCUGGUACACUUUAUUCUGCAUUCUGUUAUUGCAUUGAUCUGUAUAAACGGUAUGCAAGACAAGUUUUUCACUGUACCUUGGUACAUGUGACAAUAAUAAACAAAUUCCAACUCCAAUACCAGAGGACAUGCAUUUAAGGUGAGAGGGGCAAAGUUCAAAGGAGAUGUGCAGGCCAAGUUUUUUACACAGAGAGUGGUGGGUGCCUGGAACGGGCUGCCGGGGUGGUGGUGGAGGCAGAUACAAUAGUGGUGUUUAAAAGGCUUUGAGACAGACACAUGAAUAUGCAGAGAAUGGAGGGAUGUGGAUCAUGGGCAGGCAGAAGAGAUUUAGUUUAACUUGGCAUUGUAUUUGGCAUAGACAUGGUGGGCCAAAGGGCCUGUUCCUGUGCUGUACUGUUCUAUGUUCUAGAAGUAGGGAUGGCAGGGUGUCUAGAACCAGGGUUACAGUCUCAGACCAAAGGGUUAACCAUUCAAGACAGAAAAGGGAAAAAAUUUGGAAGUUAGUGAAGUGCCAGAACUCUCCACCCAAGACCUCAGUGGAGGCUCAGUCAGUGAGAAUGUUCAGGAUUGAGAUUAAUAGACUGUUAUAUAUUAAGGGGAGAUAGUCCUGAAGCAAAACAUCAGCCAUGAUCUUAUUGAAUGUUGGUGCAGUCACAGACAUCGAGUCCACCCUGAGCCCACUUACACCAGUCCCAAUUUAUUCUCCCCACAUUCUUAUCAGCUCCGCCCAGAUUCGACCCCUCACCUACACACUGGGGGCAAUUUACAGCGGGCAAUUAACCCACCGACCCACAGGUCUUUGGGACGUUGGAGGAAACCAGAGUUCCUGGGGGGAAACCUAUGUGGUCGCAGGGAGAACGUGCAAACUCCACAUGGACAGCACCGGAGGUCGGGAUUGAACCCGGGUCUCUGGAGGCAGCUAUCAACGCAUUCAGAGCGAAAUGCUGGAACGAGUUAAGAAAAAAAAUUCUCACUUCUCUGACAACUCUGGCUGCUUUGGGACUUGUACUGAGAUGAAGGCUGUUGUUUCUCUUUUAUUUAUUCAUGGGCUGGGAGAGAUGGACAGAACUGAGUGAAGCACAAAUAUGUCUUUCAGACUGUCGGGAAGAUUGUCAGCCUGAGGUGUGAUUCUGUUGUUGCUGUACAUGUCAAAAACCUUACAAACCCACAGGCAGUGUGUUUGAUAUUUUAAGGGUUGUUUUUUCUUGAACUGUUUUCUGUUGAGACAGGACAGAAUAUUUAUUUUUCAUGCAUACACAGUUUGGACUUGGUUCAGUGCAGAUUCAUUACUGUUGAGGGGGUUGUCCUUUGCAAAAACAUUGACUUAAAUUGGUAAUUGGUUUAUUAUGGUCACAUGCACCGAGAUACAGUGAAAAGCUUUGCGUGCCAUCCAAAGAGAUCAUUCCAUACAUCAGUACAUCAAGGUAGUACAAAAGGAAAAGCAAUAAUAGAAUACAAAAUAUAGUGUUACAGUUACAGAGGAAGUGCAGUGUAGGUAGACAAUAAGGUGCAAGGGCCACAGCGAGGUGGAUUGGGAGAUCAAGAGUUCACCUUUAUUGUAAAAGAGGUCCAUUCAAGAG
Messenger RNA from Pristis pectinata (smalltooth sawfish), 2573 nucleotides. RefSeq lists its product as uncharacterized. The record is from RefSeq and is a predicted model, not a curated record. Bases 1 to 753 code for a protein of 250 amino acids. NCBI's taxonomy places the organism in Eukaryota, Metazoa, Chordata, Chondrichthyes, Rhinopristiformes, Pristidae. The transcript is spliced from 5 exons.